AUGCAGACAUCCAUAUAUUCCAAAUCAUCAAAUCAGAUUUCUGCAUCCAGGUUGAAUACUGGGAUGAAGACAAGAAUAAAACCUGCUGGUGAUCCUUUAUCUAUGCUAGCACUAACCAGCAGAGAAGAAGAGAGCAACGGCAAUUCCUUCUUGAUGCCCAACAAAGAUGGGGAGAUUACUGGUUCAUUGGUGGCGGCUGGAACGAGAUCACCUGCCCUGAAGAAAAAAAAAGGUGGAACUCCAAGGGGGCUAUCCUCAUUCAGUGUAUUCAAUGGCUUUAUAUCUCUAAUGGGAAUGCAUGACAUCGAGCUACAAGGGCACAAAUACACAUGGGAGAGCAACAGGCAAGGGGAAGGAUAUGUUGAGGAACAAUUAGACAGAGUCUUUUGCUCACUGAGCUGGCUCACACUAUAUCCAAAUUCAACAGUGCAAAAUGAAUCCAAAAGCUCCUCUGACCACAACCAGUUGUGCUUGAAUUCCUCACCUGUGGUUAGAAAGGCCAAGAAAAGAUUCUUCUUCGAUAACAGAUGGCUCAAAAAAGAUGGGAUAUCUGAAGUAGUUUCUAAAGCAUGGAAUUGCUACCAAUCAGGUACACCCAUGUACUGCUUCCAGGAAAAAAAGUCAAAGGAGUUAGGUUGCAACUGCUCAAAUGGAGCUGCCAGAGUCUGA
Molecule: messenger RNA, 669 nt
Organism: Striga hermonthica
Lineage: Eukaryota; Viridiplantae; Streptophyta; Magnoliopsida; Lamiales; Orobanchaceae
Source: the annotation of a GenBank genome assembly